AUUGUGAAUUCAAAAAGAAGAAGAAAGUUUAUUGAUUUGCUGUCUUCGCAGUGAAUGCUGUUGCAUACACUUAGGCGUAACUAAUCAACAUUCAUCCAGAGAACAUACAACAAUAAGAAGUUCUGUGAACACACCUUUCGAAUAAUUUGUUUUCAUAAAAAGACCACUACAACAAUUAUUGUAUUAUUAAAUUGAACAAUUUUAAAAGUGUUUUAGAAAAUUUUUAUAAGAUAAGAACAUUUUCAUUAAUAACCAAAGUAUACUCAUAAAAAUAUGUCGCAUUACCAAAGCGUACCUGACACAGGAGACGAUUUGGACAACGAAUCCGUGGAAGUGUUGCGUGCACGGCUAAACGACAUGAAGCGAUUGAUGAGUGAACGCACUGCCCAAAUACAACAGAAUCCGGCCACUACGGAGCAAAUAUGGAGCACUAAACGACAAACCGCGACAGGAAUUAUCGAUGGCAAUUUCCUAAGCGUUGCUUUUGGAGGCGCUCUAUUGGUUAUCGUUUCGGUUUCAGUAUACGCAUUUUACAAUUUAUAUCACGCAAUAUUAAAGAAAUUCCCCUCACAUCAUGAAGAAUUGUAGAAAGUUAAAUGUAAUUUAGCGUUACGAGAAAAGACGGUAUACACACACAUGCAUAGUUCAUAGUUGCUCAUACAACACACGCACAUGUAUUCUUAUGUCAUAUGAAAAUAUGAUAUCUGUGGUGUGUUCAAGUUAUACUGAAGUUUAUGGGUUACGUACAUAUAUGUUAAACUAACAGAUUUUAUAUAUGUUUGCGAAAAAAUAUUGUAUCACAUCAUUUUAUUAAAAUCAUUUAUAUAUUAAUUAAAUUUGAAAUAA
Molecule: messenger RNA, 846 nt
Organism: Bactrocera oleae (olive fruit fly)
Lineage: Eukaryota; Metazoa; Arthropoda; Insecta; Diptera; Tephritidae
Source: RefSeq, a predicted model, not a curated record